AUGAUUGCUUAUGAAAGAUACAGCUCUCAAAUAAGGCAGCCUAGAACUGUAACUCCUCAAUUCAGUCCUUCUCCAGUGAAUAAAGUUUUGCUGCUCCCACAGCUUUCCAAAAUUACUCAAACCCCUUCGUUCCCAUUAAUAUCCGGCAAGCGAAACCUCUCAAUGCAGCCAACCAAGACAAAAAUCGAAACAAACCCUAUAUCAAAUCGUCCAUCAGAGUGCUUCAAGCUAAGCGGCUUAGAAGAUUUUAUUAUUACCAGAAUUCUUGGGAAAGGCUCUUAUGCUAUCGUUAGAUUGGCUAUAAAUAAAACAUCAUCAGAACAAUUUGCUAUAAAAAGUUACGAUAAAACCAAGAUAAGCUCAACACAAAGCAAAAAAAAUUUAAAAACUGAGAUAAAAAUACUGAAAUUUUUGGAUCAUCCCAAAAUUAUUAAACUUUAUGAAAUCAGAGAAACACCAUUAGGCGCACAUUUAAUUUUGGAAUAUUUUAAUGGCUGCUCACUUGAAGAUUAUGUAAAACACCGGCGAAAAUUAGAAGAGUAUGAUGUAGCAGAUAUUUUUAAACAAAUUUUGUCAGCAAUAUCCUAUUGCCACAUGCUGAAAAUUGCACAUAGGGAUAUAAAACUUGGAAACAUUCUGAUAGAUUCUCACAAACAAGUAAAAAUGAUCGAUUUUGGAUUUGCGACCCACACAUUAAGGAGAAAAAAAUUCAGCGUGAAUUGUGGGACACCUUAUUAUAUGGCUCCAGAAAUUGUAUUAAAAAAAACUUAUGACCCUUUGGCUGCUGAUAUUUGAGCAAUGGGAGUUUGCUUAUACGUGAUGCUUACUGGAGAAGAACCUUUUAGAGGAAAAAACCAAAAAGAAGUUUAUAGAAAAAUUGUUAUGGGAGUAUUCACAAUACCGAAAAAUUUAAGCAAAGGCUCAAAAGGACUGAUUAAAAAUCUUAUGCAAGUAGACCCAGGGUGCAGAAUUUCUGCAAGUCAAGCUUUGCAUGAUUCUUGGCUUAAUUCUUACUCAAAGCGGCAAUCCGACACAAAAAUAGGUUUCGACACAAAUUUUUUAUUAUCAGAUACAGAAGAAGAAGUCCAUAAUAAGCAAUUUGGAGAAUACAUUAGAGACAAUGUAUUUAAAGAAAAUUUGUAA
Blepharisma stoltei is the source of this 1143-nucleotide messenger RNA. Lineage: Eukaryota; Ciliophora; Heterotrichea; Heterotrichida; Blepharismidae. The record is from the annotation of a GenBank genome assembly.